AUGCCGGGGAGCGGCGAGACGGCCAUAGGCAUCGAUUUAGGCACAACGUACAGCUGCGUGGGCGUGUGGCAGCAUGACCGGGUUGAGAUUAUAGCGAAUGACCAGGGGAACCGCACCACGCCCUCGUUUGUAGCAUUCACUGACACGGAGAGGCUGAUUGGCGACGCUGCUAAAAAUCAAGUGGCUAUGAACCCCACCAACACGGUGUUUGAUGCCAAGCGUCUCAUCGGGCGGCGUUUCUCGGACCCUACUGUGCAAGCCGACAUGAAGCACUGGCCGUUCAAGGUCUUUUCCGGUCCCGGGGACAAACCCAUGAUAGAGGUCCGAUACAAGGCCGAGCGCAAGCAAUUUGCACCCGAGGAAGUUUCCUCGAUGGUUCUCACCAAGAUGAAGGAAAUCGCCGAGACGUUUCUCGGAAAGAAGAUUAAAGAUGCGGUGGUGACGGUCCCGGCCUAUUUCAACGACUCGCAGCGGCAGGCGACGAAAGACGCGGGCGUUAUAGCGGGUCUGAAUGUAAUGAGGAUAAUUAACGAGCCGACGGCGGCGGCUAUCGCGUAUGGGUUGGAUAAGAAGGCAAACCGCAAGGGCGAGAAUAAUGUGCUGAUUUUCGAUCUGGGCGGCGGGACGUUUGAUGUGUCGAUUCUGAGUAUCGAGGAGGGGAUUUUCGAGGUGAAGGCAACGGCGGGGGAUACCCAUUUGGGAGGGGAGGAUUUUGACAACCGGCUUGUCAGCUUCUUUGUGCAGGAGUUCAAGCGCAAGCACAAGAAGGACAUCAGCAGCAACCCCCGCGCUAUCCGGCGCCUCAAAACCGCCUGCGAGCGAGCCAAGCGCACCCUCUCCUCCACGGCGCAGACGACCAUCGAGAUCGAUUCUCUCUACGAGGGAAUCGACUUCUACAGCACGAUUACUCGGGCGCGGUUUGAGGAGCUGAACAUGGACCUGUUCAGGAAGAGCAUGGAGCCGGUGGAGAAGUGCCUCGCAGACGCCAAGCUCAGCAAAUCGCAGAUCCACGAUGUGGUUCUUGUGGGCGGUUCUACCCGCAUUCCCAAGGUGCAGCAGCUGCUGCAAGACCUCUUCCACGGGAAGGACCUCUGCAAAAGCAUCAACCCCGACGAGGCCGUCGCAUACGGUGCAGCCGUGCAAGCGGCAAUUCUCACCGGUCAGGGCAGCGAGCGGGUUCAAGACUUGCUUCUGCUCGAUGUGACUCCGCUUUCGCUCGGUCUCGAGACAGCCGGAGGGGUGAUGACGGUGCUGAUCCCGCGAAACACGACGAUUCCGACCAAGAAAGAGCAGGUGUUUUCGACAUUUGCGGAUAACCAGCCGGGGGUGCUGAUUCAGGUGUACGAGGGGGAGCGGGCUCGGACCAAGGACAACAAUCUCCUGGGGAAAUUCGAGCUGUCGGGGAUCCCGCCGGCGCCGCGGGGGAUCCCGCAGAUUAGUGUUACUUUUGACAUUGACGCGAAUGGGAUUUUGAAUGUUAGUGCAGAGGAUAAGACGACGGGGCACAAGAAUAAGAUCACGAUCACCAAUGAUAAGGGGAGGCUGAGCAAGGAGGAUAUAGAGCGGUUGGUGCAGGAAGCUGAGCGGUACAAGGAGGAGGACGAGCAGGUGAAGAAGAAGGUCGAAGCAAAGAAUGCUCUCGAAAAUUACACAUACAACAUCAGGAACACCAUCCGGGAUGAGAACGUGGGCUCCAAGCUCCCAGCAGGGGACAAGAAGAAGGUGGAGGAUGCGGUUACCAGCACCGUCGAGUGGCUGGAUCACAACCAGCUGGCGGAGGUGGAUGAGUUCGAGGACAAGCAGAAGGAGCUGGAGGGGAUUUGUUCGCCGAUCUUCUCCCGCAUGUAUCAGCAGGGAGGGGGAGGAGGAGGGAUGGGUGGUGAUGAGCCGAUGGGCGGUGCUGGUCCUGGUGGUGCUGCUGGUGGCGAGAAGGGUCCUAAGAUCGAGGAGGUGGAUUAG
Closterium sp. Naga37s-1 is the source of this 1959-nucleotide messenger RNA. The record is from the annotation of a GenBank genome assembly. Lineage: Eukaryota; Viridiplantae; Streptophyta; Zygnematophyceae; Desmidiales; Closteriaceae.